UCAGCUUUUGGGGAAUUGGAUUGUAUAUUUCAGAAAUACGUGUAUUACAGACGUAUAUAGUGAGUUGUGUGUGAGGCUGGACAAUUAGAAAGGAGAAAAGAACUUGUAACGAUUGGUUAAGCAGAGAGGUCGAGCUGGAUGGGAUUUAGUUGUUAAAGAUAGAGAUAGAAAAGUACUAAUGAGUAAAGAGAAAGUUCUUAGACUUAGAGGUGGUGAUUAAGGAAGAAAAUGCGUGAGAUAGGAGAAUAGUUAGUGAAAGUCAGUAGGAGCAAGACAGAAUACAUGUGUGUGAAUCAGAGGCGGGUGUAACAGUGAAGCUGCAAAUGCUAGAGGUUGUGAAAGUGGAUGGGUUCAAAUACCUGGGAUCAACCAUCCAAACUAAAGGACAAUGCUCUAAAGAGGUGAAAAAGAGAGUGCAGGCAGGGGAGUGUUGGUGGAUACAAGUGUCAGGGCUGAUGAGUAACAGAAAAAAAGCAGCAAGAAAGAUUUACAAGGUGGUGUGGCACUUACAAAAAUACAGGAGGCAGCGAUGAAUAUCCAAAGUAUAUAAGACAUCCAAGGCCUUAUAUACCAAGAAAGGGCUCCUCAGUGUAUAAGGCCUUUGAUGUCUUUACACGUUGGAGCCUUUUAGAUUCUAAAUUCUCUGAGGGCCAUAAGGAUAAAAAGGAUAAGUGGAUGUCAAAAACAGACACAAGCAAAGAAACGAUGAGCUACAUUUUCAGGAGGCCAUUUAAUGUUUUUCUGCUUUUAGAUAUAUGGAUAAAUAUAUACUUUUUCUGAACAAAGUUCAAGAUACAAGGGACAUUUGCCUCACAUACAAUGAGAGACUUGAUCUAAACUUAACUGAUAUUAAGUUUAGAUCAAGUGACAGAAAAUGCAGAAGUGAGAGGGCUGAGCAUCUCACUUCCAGGUAGCACUUCUUGUCAGUAAGGUUGGUUUCAACUGCCGGUGUAUGACCCAUCAGCUCAAAGCAGACUCAAGCGCAGAGGCGAGAGAAUAUAAUGUUACCAGGGUUUUGUUACCAGGAAGUGGGUCGAGUUAUUUAUAUUUCAACGCUCGUCCUCUUGUUCAUGAGGGAGAACCGGUGGUAGUAACCUGAAACUAUACAUUCAAACAUUGUCUGGAUCUGGAGGAGAACAAUCGGCUUCACGAGCAGGAAUGACAGGAAUCAAAGAAAAUAUGUGCGAAUGUAAUUAAGGUAAAGUCCACGCGAGAGGGCAAACUGACCCCGUGAGCGAUUUAUCAUUGGCAGGGGUGUUGUGAUGAAGCUUCAUGAGAAGAUUUUAACCCAUUACCUCUCGUGUACAUCUCCAGUGGAUAAAGAGGGAUAUCUCAACAAAAGGAAAAAACGAAAUGACACCUACCACCGGCGGUGGUUUGUCCUGAAGGCAAACUUGCUUUUUUACCAGGAGCGCCCAGCUGACAGACACCUGCUGGGUGUCAUUGUGCUGGAAGGGUGUGCUGUUCAGCACUCGGAGACCGAUGGACAUUUUACCUUCUCCCUGGUGUUUGGGCCUGGACUCAAAACCUACAGAUUUGCAGCAAUAGAUCGCCAGGGUCAAGAGAGUUGGGUGAAAGCUCUCCACUCAGCCAGCCACUGUUACCUCUCCAUGGUGGUGAAAGACCUAGCGAGACAGUAUGAAGAAGCUAAGCGGCAGCAAAGCCUGGGUGAGUCCCACCCCUCUGUCAGUGCCCUCAAGCUGCCCACAAACAGCUUCUUAUUCACCACAAUGCAGCAAACAGCAGUAGUCAGAGAGGGGAGGAGCUUCAGUGCCAGCACCCUUUUACAAGCACCUUCCAUACCAGCUAAAGUAGUGGCAAAAAAAUCCCCCAAACUCUGGACCAGGAGACAUGCUUGUGUCACACCUCUUAAUGGACCAGCACCUUUGUAUGGGGAGUGGCCUUUGGUGGGAUUUGACCUGUUCGAGGAUUUUAGCAAACUCCAUGAUUAUUACGGCCAGGAAGUGAAGAAAGUGCGAGAGGACUGGCUGAAAAGUCGGCAAAAAGAAGAGGACCACACUGAUCAAGAUCUUAUUGACCUGGGGUGAAAGAAAAAAGAGUUUAGUGUUUCCUUAGGAGGAACUGAGAUGGGGUGAGUCAUGUGUGUCAAAGAGGAAGCGGGCCUGUUUUAGUAUUUUGACAUUUUUGGCAGACACCUGACAUCUGUCUGAUCAACGCCGGUCAUUUUUAGAUUAGCUUUAAACUCUUUGCAGAAAGUUCAGAUUUUCUAGAUUCUGUGAAGAAAACACACUGGAAUGUAAAGCAGGGUAGAUGCUGUUCAAAGGGGCCUUUUCUUUUUAUAUUUUAUGGCAAUAUUUUACACCUGUGAUUUUCUUGCUGUGGGACGCCCACCAUGAUGCAGUGUUAAAUAAAAGAGUAUUAUAUGAAAUUCACUGUACGAUCAAAUAAAACAUGUCUAUUGUU
Messenger RNA from Pundamilia nyererei, 2424 nucleotides. It is a transcript of the gene pheta2, whose product is annotated as PH domain containing endocytic trafficking adaptor 2. The record is from RefSeq and is a predicted model, not a curated record. Gene Ontology annotation, cellular component: recycling endosome; trans-Golgi network; early endosome. NCBI's taxonomy places the organism in Eukaryota, Metazoa, Chordata, Actinopteri, Cichliformes, Cichlidae. Gene Ontology annotation, biological process: endosome organization; retrograde transport, endosome to Golgi; receptor recycling. The transcript is spliced from 4 exons. The coding region runs from base 1263 to 2048 and encodes 261 amino acids.